Molecule: messenger RNA, 1897 nt
Organism: Leptosomus discolor (cuckoo roller)
Lineage: Eukaryota; Metazoa; Chordata; Aves; Leptosomiformes; Leptosomidae
Source: RefSeq, a predicted model, not a curated record
GUCUGUCCAAGUCACUUGGUCUCAUUGAAGGCUAUGGUGGACGUGGUAAAGGUGGGCUUCCAGCCACCCUGUCCCCUGAGGAGGAGGAGAAAGCAAAGGGACCACAUGAGAAAUACGGCUACAACUCCUACCUCAGUGAGAAAAUUUCACUGGAUCGUUCCAUACCAGAUUAUCGUCCAACCAAGUGCAAAGAGCUGAAAUACGGCAAGGACCUACCCCAGAUCUCCAUCAUCUUCAUCUUCGUGAACGAAGCCCUCUCCGUGAUCCUGCGAUCAGUGCAUAGCGCUGUUAAUCAUACGCCAGCUCACCUCCUGAAGGAGAUUAUCCUUGUGGACGACAACAGCGAUGAAGAGGAACUGAAGGCACCGCUAGAAGAAUACGUCAACAAACGAUACCCAGGCCUUGUGAAGGUGGUGCGCAACCAGAAGAGGGAAGGCCUUAUCCGAGCUCGUAUUGAAGGCUGGAAAGCUGCCAGCGGCCAGAUCACUGGAUUUUUUGAUGCCCAUGUGGAGUUCACUGCUGGCUGGGCUGAGCCGGUACUUUCACGAAUUCAGGAAAAUCGGAGAAGGGUCAUUCUUCCCUCCAUAGACAACAUCAAGCAGGACAACUUUGAGGUGCAGCGUUACGAGAACUCUGCCCACGGGUACAGCUGGGAGCUGUGGUGCAUGUACAUCAGCCCUCCCAAGGACUGGUGGGAUGCCGGAGACCCCUCGCUGCCCAUCAGGACGCCAGCAAUGAUCGGUUGCUCAUUUGUUGUGCACAGAAAAUUCUUUGGAGAGAUCGGGCUUCUCGAUCCUGGAAUGGAUGUGUACGGAGGGGAGAACAUAGAGCUUGGCAUCAAGGUGUGGCUGUGUGGUGGCAGCAUGGAGGUCCUGCCCUGCUCCAGGGUGGCUCACAUCGAGCGCAAGAAGAAGCCCUAUAACAACAACAUUGGCUUUUACACCAAGCGCAACGCUCUGCGGGUGGCCGAGGUGUGGAUGGACGACUACAAAUGGCACGUCUACAUUGCGUGGAACCUGCCGCUGGAGAAUCCAGGUAUUGAUAUUGGAGAUAUUUCCGAGAGAAAAGCGUUAAGGAAGAGCUUGAAGUGUAAAAAUUUCCAGUGGUACCUGGACCAUGUUUAUCCAGAAAUGAGAAGAUACAACAACACCGUUGCUUAUGGCGAGCUUCGAAACAACAAGGCGAAAGAUGUCUGCCUUGACCAGGGCCCGCAGGAGAACCACACAGCAAUAUUGUACCCGUGCCACGGCUGGGGACCACAGCUUGCACGCUACACCAAGGAGGGAUUCCUUCAUCUCGGCGCCCUCGGGACCACGACUCUUCUACCGGAUACCCGCUGCCUGGUGGAUAACGUGAAAAGCCGCUUCCCUCAGCUCCUUGAUUGCGAGAAGGUCAAGAGCAGCCUCCAUAAGCGCUGGAAUUUUAUACAGAAUGGUGCCAUCCUGAACAAGGGAACGGGACGAUGCUUGGAAGUGGAGAACAGGGGAAUGGCCGGCAUCGAUCUGAUUCUUCGCAGCUGCACAGGACAAAGGUGGACGAUUAAAAAUUUCAUCAAGUAAAGGGUGGAAAAGUCAGAGAAGUUUGACUCGAAACAGGGCUGACUUGGACUGAUCUGACUGGACUCCUUUGAAAAGGACAAAAUAUCAAAACAGAGCUUUAUUCAUGUUAUUAGGAGAGGACAUGGGGGAAAUGGGCAUUUGUGUCUAUUUUUAUUGUGUAUUAGUCUCCCACAGCUGAUUCCAACUGUGUGAAAUUGGGUCAGAACUGCUAUUUUCUUCUAGCAAGCACUCUAAAAGGUACCACUUAUUUCUGCUGGAAUGACUGUAAUAAGCUCAUGCAGUCUUGUGAGCAUUUUACUGACGGAAUUUUUGCUUUCCCAGGCGACUCCAAGCUUUCC